UGCCGCCAGCCCGCUCCUCUCCUCGCUCCCAUCCAGUGGUUAGAAGCCGAGGAUUCGUCCGUCGAAAAACCUGUGCUGUACCGGCGGUCUGCCAUGGCUUCGGAGCCGGUGAUCGGGAAGCUCAGCGUCCGCGUCGUCCGAGGCCACAACCUCAUCGUCGCCGACCCACUCACCCACACCAGCGACCCCUACGUCGUCCUCUACUACGGCUCCCAGGUGAAGACUAGCGUCCAGAAGAAAAAUGUCAAUCCUCUAUGGAAUGACGUAUUGGUGCUCCCUGUCACAGAUCUUACAAAGCCAGUCAAACUUGAGGUUUUUGACGCGGACACAUUCACGGCGGAUGACAGCAUGGGAGUGGCCGAGUUCAGCGUAACCGAUAUCUACGACGCCGCGAAGCUGGAUCUAAAGCAUGCCUCUGACGGAACCAGGAUCAAGACGAUCUACCCGGUCGGCACAAACUACCUUGGCGGUGAGAGCCACGUGUCGUGGAAGAAUGGCAAGGUCGUCCAGGACCUGAUUCUGAAGCUGAAGAAUGUCGACAGUGGCUCUGUCGUGCUGCAGCUGGAAUGGGUUCACGUCGUCCCUGGUGUUACGCUUUAAGCUGUGCCGGACUGAAUGUUAUAUCGAUGUGUUGGUAAUUUGUGGAUGUUGUGGUUUGCAGUGCAUGGUGUGUGUACGUGCGUUAUUGACUUCAGCUUGAUGUGUGCACUGUAUUUGUAGUACUAUGGUUGAGGAGUUUGUGCUUGGAGUCGAAGAAAUAUGAGGGUUGUGCGUGUUAUUGACUUCAGCUUGAAAUGAAAUUUGCUUCGAACA
Messenger RNA from Triticum dicoccoides, 813 nucleotides. RefSeq names its product protein C2-DOMAIN ABA-RELATED 8-like. Bases 94 to 600 code for a protein of 168 amino acids. The transcript has 3 exons. NCBI's taxonomy places the organism in Eukaryota, Viridiplantae, Streptophyta, Magnoliopsida, Poales, Poaceae. The record is from RefSeq and is a predicted model, not a curated record.